AUGCAUACCAACUACAUUUUCUCGGCUCUUGCCCUAGCUCUUCCCGUAUACUCGCUUAACUCCACCGCUAGUAUGGGCUGCUACUCUGCCGUCGAAUCAUUCAAGAACCAGGGUCCCUUCACCUAUCAAUCACCAGGACAUUGCCAGUUCCAAUGCGCAGACAACGAUUUCAAGGUCGCUGCUCUGAGCCGCGGCGACAUGUGCUACUGUGGCAACAAAGUUCCCUCAGAUUCCGCCAAGGUCGCCGACGAUAAAUGCGACAUUGUCUGUCCUGGGUGGCCUGAAUCAACCUGCGGCGGCAUUGAUACCUUCAAUAUCAUCUUGGCGGCGGAGGACCUACAAGCCUCUCCUUCCGAAAACGCCUCCACUACUAUUGCACCUACUGCUGCCACCGCAGCUGGCGGAAUCAUUGUUGCUGCCUCGACUGCUAGCACACCAACUAGCACUGUGACCGCGGCCUCAACCGUGAGCUCCAAGAGUGGAAACACCGUAUCCAAGUCUGCUGCUGCCUCCGGCACUGCCGCAACUGCCUCGCCCACGCCCACGAAUAACGCUGCCGGAACGGUCCGCGCGGGAUCAUCGCUGCUCGGCGCUGCUAUUGCGGGUAUGGGCUUGCUUCUGUGA
This is a messenger RNA of Penicillium expansum, 624 nucleotides long. Its product is annotated as WSC domain-containing protein. The record is from RefSeq and is a predicted model, not a curated record. The transcript is spliced from 2 exons. Lineage: Eukaryota; Fungi; Ascomycota; Eurotiomycetes; Eurotiales; Aspergillaceae. Bases 1 to 624 code for a protein of 207 amino acids.